Molecule: messenger RNA, 2165 nt
Organism: Condylostylus longicornis
Lineage: Eukaryota; Metazoa; Arthropoda; Insecta; Diptera; Dolichopodidae
Gene: meigo
Product: solute carrier family 35 member B1 homolog
Exons: 2
Coding region: 212-1234 (340 amino acids)
Biological process (GO): UDP-galactose transmembrane transport
Cellular component (GO): Golgi membrane; endoplasmic reticulum membrane
Molecular function (GO): UDP-galactose transmembrane transporter activity; UDP-glucose transmembrane transporter activity
Source: RefSeq, a predicted model, not a curated record
CAAAUCAGCAGCUGCGAAAAAUUGCUUAUUGUGCAAAUAAGUACUCAGAAAUAUUUUUUGUAAUAAUGAAACUUUAAACGAUUAUAAUCGAAACAAUUUAAAUUACAUUUUAUUUAAAAAUUAAUGUGUUUUUAUAUCACUUAAAAUUGUACUUAUAAUUUUAAGUAAUAAAGUAUUUGAAAUUCGAUUUUAGAUCAAUUAAAAAUUCAUAAUGCUACCAGAAAAAUCCCGGUUCAUAGUGUAUGCAUUGGGAAUAUUCUUUUGUUACUUUUAUUAUGGUAUUAUACAAGAAAAAGUUACACGUGGACGAUAUGGAACUCAAAUAAAUCCUGAUGGAACAAUUGGAGAAAGAUUUACAUUGACGUUAGCACUAGUAUGGGUACAAUGUAUUUGCAAUUGGUUAUUCGCAAAAGCGAUGUUAUUUGUUAAACCACAGAAAGAAGACACAACACAUUCUGGAUAUUAUGCAACGUGUGCUCUUACAUAUUUAUUAGGUUUCGUUAGCUCAAAUAUGGCGCUAAGGUGGGUACCGUAUCCUACUCAAGUUGUAGGUAAAUCUGCUAAACCAAUUCCUGUAAUGAUAUUGGCAGUUCUGGUUGGUAAAAAAUCAUAUCCUUGGCUAAAAUACUUUUGUGUCUUAAUUAUUGUAACUGGAGUAGUAAUGUUCAUGUAUAUCGAUGGAAAAUCUAGUAAGCAAAUAAAUGAAGAUAAAGUUGCUAUUGGUGAACUAUUAUUGUUAAUGAGUUUAUCAAUGGAUGGUAUGACAGGGGCUGUACAAGAAAGAAUGAGAGCAUCAAGUGCACCUUCUGGUCAGCAAAUGAUGUUAGCCAUGAAUUGGUGGAGUGCAUUAAUUUUGGGUGCAGCACUAAUAUUUACAGGAGAAGGAAAAGAUUUUGCUGCUUUUGCUGUUCGACAUCCAAAUAUGUUAGUUCAUUUAGGUACUUUGGCUCUCGCUGGAGCACUCGGACAAUUGUUUAUAUUUUUAAUGGUUUCAUGUUUUGGUCCAUUAUCAUGUUCAGUGGUUACAACAACUAGAAAAUUUUUCACAGUUUUAUGUUCUGUAAUAUUAUUCGGAAAUGUUUUGAGUAUGAGACAAUGGUUUGGUGCCGUUUUAGUUUUUGCUGGUUUAUUCGCCGAUAUGUUUCUUGGAAAAAAAUCACAUUCCCAUAUUAAACCACUUCCAAACAAUAAAUCACUAAAAAAUGGGGAUGAAAAAAAUAAACUAUUAUCAUAGCCCGAAGAAGUUUUUGUUUAGAUUAAACUUUUUUUUUUUUAUUUUCAAUAAUUUUUUUAGUUAAAAUUUUCAAAAUUUUGUUGUCUAAGUAUUUAAAUUUUUUAUAUUUUUAAGUAAAUCUAUAAUUUAACGAACAAUAUUUAUUUAAAUUAAAGUAUAACUGAAAAGAAUUACUUUAAAAAAAAUAAAUAAAAUAAGUAUAAAUUAAAACUAAAAAAACAAUGUUUUCUAAAAUAAUUUUUGACUAGAUAGAUUAAGAAAGUAAUCAAAAAUGUAAAGGUACCUUCAUUCUUCUUUAAAAAUUUGGUUUUUUUUUUCAAAAUUUGAAAUAUUAAGUAAUUGUACAAAGUACUAAUUAAAAUAGUAAAUUAUAGAAUUGCAUUUAAAAUAUCGAAUAUUAAAAAAAUUUAAAAAAAUGUUUACACACUCUACACUCUCUACAUGAAAUUAAAUAAUUUUAUUUACAUCCUGAUAAAUUAACAUAUGUAACCUAAGAUCCUUUUGUCUUCCAAGCUAAGUCAUAAUUUUGAUUUUUUUCUGAUUUUUCAAUCGUUGGUUAAAGUUGCCAAAACGAUGGUAAUUGUUUUUUUUUUACAUGAUUUGAUUAAAAUUUGAUGAGAAUUCGAUUUGCCACCGUAAAUAAAUUUAGUUGAAUGGAAAAAAAUCUAAUAAAAUCUAAUUCUCAUCAAAUUUAAAUCGAAUGACUAAUGUUUAUUACUCAAAAAUAUACUAUUAAAUCCAUUUCGAAGAAAAUUAUUAAUUAGAUCAGCUAUAAUUUCAAUAUUAUGUUUUAAAUUUUCUAAAUAUUUUAAAUUAAAAUCUAUAAAUUUAUAUAAAAUACGUAAAAUUCCUUUAAUGUACAAUAAAGUUAUACAAAACAAAAUGUUUAUAUAAUACUUAGCGUUUAUAUGUCACAGCUUUAAGUGUACUA